This is a messenger RNA of Prunus armeniaca (apricot), 267 nucleotides long. Lineage: Eukaryota; Viridiplantae; Streptophyta; Magnoliopsida; Rosales; Rosaceae. The record is from the annotation of a GenBank genome assembly.
AUGGAUGUUACCUUCAUUGAGGAUGAGAUGUUCUUCUUUGAUACACUUGAACAUGUCAUUCAUAAGGAGACUUGUAGGGGGGAAUCGGCCAAACCUGCUACACCGGUUAAACUUGCUACACUAGCAGAACCUGUUGUUUUAACUGAUGUCACUGCUCUCAUUGAACCGAUUGCCCCUGUUGCUUCUCAAAUAGUACCUGAUCGAGCUAUUCCUGAGAACAGAAUGGAUGGUAUUAAAAUUUCAACCCGUGUUGAGGAGGCGCUGUAG